AAAGAAAAUCAAUAUUUUCCUUUUGAGUACUGAUAAUAUUGCUCAGUAAUAAUAGAUGUGGGAGAAUGAGGUAUACUUGUUGUCCAUUGACUUUGUCGUUCUUUAUGGGGUUGAUUCCCCCAUCCCUUUUUGUUGAUUUUCCUUUUUCGUGUUGUUUCCAUGAAAUUUACUCAUUUUUUCCGACGCAUCUUGUUUCUUUAGACGGUCAAAUGUUCAUUUAUUUAGAUGAGCAAUAUCUUUGUUGUCUUACAUGCCCCUAAUUUCCAUAUCUCUAUUUCUCCUUUGAAAAUGGCUUCUUUGGCAAGGCUUACCACGAUGUUUCUCCACGAUUUGAUUUGGUCAUUGCUGACCACUUCAAGUGGUGGCCUUGUCUCAGAUAUCAAUUGCUUGAAAUCUAUAAAAGACUCCCUGGAUGAUCCAUACGAUUAUCUUAAAGUUUCAUGGAACUUCAACAACAAUACAAAGGGCUUCAUUUGCUGGUUUACAGGGGUAGAAUACUGGCACUAUGGUGAAAACAAAGUGCUGAACAUUCAACUAUCCAACAUGAGUCUGAGGGGCCAGUUUCCACUAGGAAUAAGUGAUUGCUCUGGUUUAACGGGGCUAGACCUUUCAAACAAUGAGUUUUCUAGACCAAUUACAUCUGAUAUAUCAAUUAUCACUGUUUUCAUCUCCUGUUAUAUGGUCUGGACACAAAGAAAGAAGAGGAGUAACAAAAGAAAGCAAGCUCAACAGACGGUGGAAAUGCCACAUGUGGAGCUUUUACAUGAAGAAAGCAAAGAGUCUUCUAUCUUGGGGAAACUGGUUUCAAGACUGAAUUAUACAGAAAUCAGUGAAGCAACGAAAAAUUUUAGUAAAGAAAAUGUCAUUGGAAAUGGAAGAAUGGAGACAACCUACAAGGCAGUGUUGCCCAGCGGCUGGCUCCUUGCAGUUAAGAGAUUACAUGAUACUUGCCUAUUUGAUGAGCAUUUCAUAACAGAAUUGAAGACAUUGGGUAGAUUGAGGCAUGAGAACCUGUUGCCCCUCCUGGGAUUCUGCAUACGGUCAAAGGUGAGGCUUCUGGUUUACAAAUACAUGUCAAAAGGAAGUCUUUAUGAUUGGCUACAUCCUGAAGAAGUGUUAUCAAACUUUAGAGAGGCAAUGCUUUUGAAACCAAAUGGCACCGAUUCAACCAAAAGCUUCACGGUUAAUAGUGAGUUUUUGGAGUCAAGCUUUGUCAAGGAGGAUGUCUAUUGCUUUGGAAUUUUGCUUCUUGAGCUGAUAACCGGAGAGAAUCCUAGAAGCAUGACAACAUUGCCAAACACUGGCAAUGAAACACUCAACGAAUGGGUUGCACAUCUGUCUGCAAGCUCCAACUUCUAUAGCAUUGUCCAUAAAUCUCUGAUUAGGCAAGAAUUUGAUCAAGAAAUCUUUCAGCUUCUUAGAGUUGCAUUGAAGUGUGUUCAGCCAUAUCCAGAUCAAAGGCCAACAAUGCUUCAACUGUACAAAACACUAGGUGCCAUUGGUAAGAGACAUGGCCUCUCAACUGGCUCUGAGGUAUUCGCAGGCACUGGAGAAACUUCUGCACUCAGAAUAGAUGAAUGCAAUGAGGAUGAAAUCAGAGAGCUUUAAAAUAUCCAUCGUAGCAUGUUUGAUGUGAAAUUAAGGAAGAUGAAUACAAUGAAGAUGUUAUUGUGGAGGUUUAACAAAACCGAAUAUCUAUGGUACUAUGAAUCUAUGAUUGAUAAGGCAUUAUUACAAGUAUUCAAAGCAUUUUCUUUGCUGUGCAUGAGUAGCAGAUGUAAUCAAGUCUCUUAAGAAUCUAUUUUCUUGUUGGCAAGGCUCCUAGUUCAUGUUUUUAGAACAAAAAUAUAAUCAAAUUCUUGAA
This is a messenger RNA of Rubroshorea leprosula, 1864 nucleotides long. NCBI's taxonomy places the organism in Eukaryota, Viridiplantae, Streptophyta, Magnoliopsida, Malvales, Dipterocarpaceae. The record is from the annotation of a GenBank genome assembly.